UCGUUGCUCGUGUGAGAUGGCGUGGUGUUAGCGUUGAUGGUCGUGUACCGCAAGGAGCCCACCAGCGUCCAGGAGCUCCCCCUGACCGGAAUAACGGCUGCCGAAGAGACUCCCCAUGAAGCGGGAAAGACGCCCCCCACCUCCCCCCAGAUGGAGCCCAGGGCCGUCCUCACCUCCAGGCCCAACUCACACCCCUUCCAGGAACGGCACCUUUCUCUGGACCAGCCGGUGAAGGUGGGGCGCUCGGUGGCGCGCUGCCGUCCGGCACACUACAAUGCCAUUUUCGACUGCAAAGUGCUCUCCAGGAACCACGCACUCCUCUGGUACGAGAACGGAAAGUUCUACCUGCAGGACACGAAGAGCAGCAAUGGGACGUUUGUCAACAACCAGAGGCUCAGCAAGGGGUCGGAGGAGUCCCCCGCCAGGGAAGUGUGCUCCGGGGACAUUGUGCAGUUCGGGGUAGACGUCGUUGAAAAUUCUAGGAAAGUUGUUCAUGGUUGUAUUGUUGCUACUCUUAAACUGUACCUGCCAGAUGGGAAGGAAGCAAAGGCCAGUCCUACUACUACAGUUGUGCCAUUAUCACCCGAGACCUCUGUUUCUUCUCAGGAAUUGUAUCAACUUUCCCAAUAUCUUCAGGAAGCUCUUCAUAGGGAACAAAUACUGGAAAACAAGCUCGGAACACUUCAGAAAGUCGUUGCCAACACCCAGGAUGAGUCUGACAUUGGAUGGAAGGCUCUCAUCGAAGAGGAUCGGCUCCUCAGUCGCAUCGAAACGUUGGAAAGCCAGUUGCAGACUUGUGGCAAGAAUGUGACGGAAGAAAAGCUGAAGGACGAUGUAGUGAAGCUGCAAGAAGAUAAAGACAAAUACCAAAUAGCAGCAAAAGAAUCAUUAAAAAAAGUUCUUCAAGAAAAGUUAGAAGCCAUUAGGAAAGUUCAAGAUCUAGAAAACUCUCUUAGCAACACGGAAAAUGAAUGCACCCACCUAGGCGAGAUGAAUCAGAAGAAAGAACAGGAGAUUCAACUCUUAUUAGAGAAAAGCACAGAGAGUGAGAAGGAAAUUGCUAACUUGACGACCAAGCUCCAGGAGCUGGAGGAAAAGUAUCAAGACAUGUUGAGUCAAACUGCCGAGGACAAGUUGGUUUUGGAAAACAACACGGAAGAGAUGAGAAAAGAGGAACAGAUUCUUUCUGCUAAAAUUGAAGCUUUGCAAGCUGAAAAUGACUUUGCAAAGGAACAAUUAAGUGCCAUGAAAGCCCAUUUUGACAUUCUCAAGAAAGAUAAUGAUCCAGAUGAAACAAUUGAAAGGAAUGGAAAUCUCUCUGCUGACGAUCACAUAGACUCUGCGGAAGAGACGGAAAGGAAGCUGAUCCAGCACCUCAAUCGUGAAGUGAAUCGGCUUUCCUCGGAACUCGAAAGGGUUCGGACGGAAAACCGAAAAAACGAGGCCCACUCGUAUACCGAUAACGAAGAUUUCAAAACCAAUGGAGACGCUAAGCCUAGCGACUAUAUAAAUAAAUUACAAGCUGAUAUACAACAACUGAAGAAAGUCCUGAGUGAAACCAGAGACAACAAAAAAGUAGUUGAUGUGGAGUUGUUGCAAGUCAGAGCUCAGUUAGAUGAAGUACAAACCAAUGCCAAGAAGGUAUCUGCCGAACUACGUAACGUUCAGGAACAGUUAUCCACUGCCAGGCAACAGGUGAAGGAGAAGACGGAGCAUGUGUUAGAAUUAGAAUGUAAGUUAUUAUCAUUAAUUAAAGAAAAAGAAUCCGAAAGUGAAAAAGAAUUAGGAAUAGAAUUUAUGAAGGAUGGCAGUUAUCCAGCCAAAGAAACUUCUUCAGAAGCUCGAGAUUCCUCACAUAAGUUUGGAAUUGAAGCAGUUGACAAACAAAACCAGCUCAAGAGUUUGUCUGCAAUGACCAACUUUGAAGAGGAGUGCGCUUUGCACAGAGAGAAGGUCAGAACAUUGGAAGCUGACCUCAUCAAGUGCUCGGUGGAGAACUCGAAGCUGGAGGCGCUGAAUCGGAGCCUGAAGGAGCUCUGCGAGGGGCUGGAGAGUGCCAAGUCUGCCCUGGAGAGGAGGGACGGAGACUACUGGGACAGACACACGGUCGUCGCCAAGUCCGAACUGGACGCCUCGGCCAGGAGGUUAUUGGAUGCUCAGGAAGAAAUAAUCCUAGUGAAGGAGCGCUACGAGGAGUGCAACAAAGAGAAAUCGUACCUUCAGGGGGAGUUGAGUUCCUUGAAAGAACAGCUCGAACUUCUGUCAGUGCAGUCCAAGACGGUGUCCGUGUGUUCGGUGAUCCCGCUCAUCAUCCUGGCCGUGGCCAUCAUGCUGGCCUUCUAUCCCACGCUGUCGCACCUCACCGCCACCUUCGACAGGCCCUGACCCCCCCCAGGGGGCCCCCCCUCGGCCCCCCACGCACGCCACGAGUAACGUUUAGAUUGUUUAUCAUUUCCCUCUUAUUUGUAAUUAGUGUAUUGUAAUAUUUUAUUGACAUGGACUCUGAAGCAUGUCAUCUGUACAGUCAAGUGAAAUUUAUUUGAUCAAUUUUGAAUAAAAAUGUAUUAUGUUUCA
Molecule: messenger RNA, 2574 nt
Organism: Uloborus diversus
Lineage: Eukaryota; Metazoa; Arthropoda; Arachnida; Araneae; Uloboridae
Product: sarcolemmal membrane-associated protein-like
Molecular function (GO): protein binding
Source: RefSeq, a predicted model, not a curated record